CAAAGAAAUAUAGCUAUGGCAGAACAGUAUUAUUAUGUUGUCCUUCGCUCAACAACCGGAGCCUACAUUUCCCAGGGUGCAUCCGGGCUGCACACAGUGUGCACCAAUAAUUUGUGCUCGGCGGGGAACAAGCUACCGUCGCCGCUGCUAGUUGACAGAGGAGAGAAGCACAAGGACCAAGGUUGUUUGGAGGUCUGUUUUGCGGUGUCCAGCAUGUCUGUGGACUGGGUAGGAUACGGGUACUCGGCGCUGGUCGCCACCGGCGGAGUCAUCGGUUACGUGAAAGCAGGCAGCGUCCCCUCCCUGGCUGCAGGUCUCCUCUUCGGGGGCCUCGCGGGUGUUGGGGCCUACCAGAUCUCCAAUGAUCCCAAAAACGUUUGGAUUUCCCUUGCUACUUCAGGAGCUCUAACUGGCGUAAUGGGAAAGAGGUUCUACGGUUCCAGGAAGUUCAUGCCAGCGGGCUUGAUGGCUGGAGCAAGUCUUCUGAUGGUGGCGAAGCUUGGUGUCACAUUGCUGCAGAAACCCCAGGCGUCCUGAUGGGAGUGAAGAUUCUGAAGGGUAUCCCAUCGCCUGUUUCAGGAGCAGCUCGUCAUUCACUGUUUAAACAUUCAUGUCAAAUUUGAAAAGAUGAAGAUGAAAUAUAUGUCUUUGUUUAUAUAAUAAGAAUGGCUGUCUUGUCCUUUUUUUUAAUAAAUGAAUGCACCGUGAA
Messenger RNA from Scophthalmus maximus (turbot), 709 nucleotides. It is a transcript of the gene tmem14ca, whose product is annotated as transmembrane protein 14Ca. Gene Ontology annotation, biological process: regulation of heme biosynthetic process. The record is from RefSeq and is a predicted model, not a curated record. The transcript has 5 exons. Gene Ontology annotation, cellular component: mitochondrial membrane. The coding region runs from base 16 to 537 and encodes 173 amino acids. NCBI's taxonomy places the organism in Eukaryota, Metazoa, Chordata, Actinopteri, Pleuronectiformes, Scophthalmidae.